AUGGCGAGUAAUAUGGAACUUUAUAAAUUGGUUAUUUUGGGUGAUGGUGCAGUUGGAAAGACUGCUUUGGCAACUCAGACAUAUGAUCCUACAAUUGAAGAUUCAUAUAGAAAACAAGUGAUGGUUGAUGGUCAUUCAUGUAUUCUUGAAAUUUUAGAUACAGCGGGUCAAGAAGAAUAUGUUGCAUUAAGAGAUCAAUGGAUUAAGAACGGUGAUGGUUUUUUAUUGGUGUAUUCAGUAUCUUCUCGUUCAACAUUUGAUCGUAUUAAACGUUUCAGAGAUCAAAUUGUACAAACUAAAAAUACACAAUUUAUUCCUUUAAUGUUAGUUGGAAAUAAAUCUGACAAAAUUUAUGAUCGGGAAGUUUCAUUUCAAGAAGGGCAAUCUUUAGCACAUUUAUAUGGAUGUCAAUUUGUUGAAACAAGUGCAAAAUCAUCUGUAAAUGUUGAAUUUGCGUUUUAUAAUCUUAUAAAAGCGAUUAGAAAUUUGAAAAUGAAUAAAGAUCGAGUUGUUUUAAAAAAAGAGAGAAAAAAUAUUAUAAAUUACAUUUUUUGUGGCUUAUGUGGUUUAUAUUGA
This is a messenger RNA of Pneumocystis jirovecii RU7, 576 nucleotides long. RefSeq lists its product as uncharacterized. The transcript has 5 exons. NCBI's taxonomy places the organism in Eukaryota, Fungi, Ascomycota, Pneumocystomycetes, Pneumocystales, Pneumocystaceae. The coding region runs from base 1 to 576 and encodes 191 amino acids. Gene Ontology annotation, molecular function: GDP binding; GTPase activity; GTP binding. The record is from RefSeq and is a predicted model, not a curated record. Gene Ontology annotation, cellular component: plasma membrane. Gene Ontology annotation, biological process: signal transduction.